UCCGUCACGAGUAAACCUCGCGACCGUUCGGUUUCGACGGUGCCCUCGCUAUUCUAUUCUAGUAUCGCGCGCACGAUCGAAUUUCCUGUCCUUGUUAUUCGCUCGUACUCGUCGAUCCGUUGUCACACACGCACGUGUCUCACUUCCCGCCCGAUCAAACCUGAAUUUUUAAACAGACCACCGCGAUUCAACGUCACUUGAAGAACCGAAAAUGAAACUGUUUACUUAUUUACUCAUUUAUUAAAUUAACGAGUGCGCUGAGAGUAAUUUGAAGAAACGUCAGCUGUGAGAUAAUGCACUUAAGCGGAAUUAAAUAGCGAACAAUGAUGGUUUCCUGAUGAAGCAACGGAUGUUCACGUCGGGAUAUCGGAGUUAGAGGAGUUCAGUGUUACCGCAGAAUCUUUUUUUUUUUACGAUUGAAUCGUGCGUUUCCAAUCUAACACGAUGCGGUCAGGCGAUCGAUGACGGUUCGUUGCGAUGCAACGCUGAUGACCGAGCAUCUCGAGGUCCACUUAACCGACCUAACCGACCCAAGAGUCGAAUCCCAUUCCCGAGACGUCGUCGGACCAUCGCUUGAACCUGCACGAUUUCAUCUUUGAUGACCAUUAAAUUUUUUAAGUGCUCGGUUCUAUGCCAGGAUGACGAGCUGAGUCGGGCCCUGGUCCUCGCGCGCCGCCGAAGAAUUCGUCCACGCUGAUCCACGUCGUGAAUCACGGUGUGUGUGAAUCACGAUGGUGGUUUCCCCGUGCGACCAUGCCGUCGGAAACUCGUGGUUGUCGUUGUGCGGGGUACGAGAUGAGUCACGUAGAUACGUUGAUUCGAAGUGAGCGCGGAUGAAGUGAUUACGAGAGGACUCGUGGACUUCCAAAUCCAGCGGACCAGUCCGGUCCGAGAGCGAUCCAGGGAUCAGGAUGCGGUGGAUCGGUUACGUGGCCACGAUUCUCUGGUGGUCGGGCAUCGCCAGGUCUCUCAGUACGCUGAAUCGAGGUCACAGUUACAAAAUUACUCCGAAGCCCUGCAAGGUGCCCGGUUCGGAGAGCAAAGAAGGCACGUGCAUGUUCGUGUGGGAGUGCAUCAAGUCCGAGGGGACGCACGUGGGUGUGUGCGUGGAUACCUUCAUGUUCGGCAGUUGUUGCGUUCACAACACGACGGUGAACACGAUAGGCGCGUCUCACCGCCCUCAUCAUCAUCAUCAUCAGCAGCAGCAGCAGCAGCACGAGACGACGAGUACACUCAGGCCAGGUCUACUUCUGGCAGAGCCAACCGCAAACGAGACCAUCAGAUUGACGUCAACUUCCCUCUCGGGCUUCUCCUCGACGGCAUUAAGCACCGCGAAGCCGAAUCUCCAUUACUACACUGGAUCUCACGGCUCCGGCACAGGCUCGACCAGACCGAUGAAACCGUCCUCGCAUGGCGUCGGGAGGCCCUUACAGAAGAGGCCGCACGCCAAACCAACGUCCGAGCACGACGUCGAGGUACUGCAGACCCCCGCGGUGUCCUCCGCGUCUACGAACACGUGGGCGGAAGGAAGGCCGCAAGAAACGAAGAGACCGGGUCAUCACGCGGGUCAUUCUCAUCACCACAAGACUAGGCCGGACGAUGGAGCACUGAGCGAGAAACCGUCGUCCGUUCAAAGCCAACCGGGCUUCAAGGACAAGCUGGAGACGCACAACACUUUGAUAGUACGCUUGCCGGGGAAGGAGCACGCCGACGACGAGGUCGUUGGUUCGAGUGGCCCGAGCAAGCCGAACAAGCAGGGCAAACCGGGUAAACCGGGCAAUCAAAGGCCCUUUGAGUCGAGACCGGACGACGGGAAGACCGAAGAUGCCGAUCUCAGCGUGCAGGAAACGAUAAAUCGGCCGAAUGUCAAUUCCGUCAUUGAAAGCGAAACGGGGAAAGAGCCACAUCCAGGUUCAAAUUUCGUGCAUACCGAACGACCGCACUGGGCAACCAAGCCAGCACAGUCGAAACCAUCGUCGACAGACUUCUCCAAACCGUAUUUUUCAAUGAAAACUACGACUUACCGGCCAAUAAGCCAGCCAGAUCAUAGACCGAAUUUUAUCUCGAGACCCAACUGGGUGCUGUCCACGAAGACGUCGACGACAACGACUGUCAGACCGACAUAUGCCAGGCAGCCUUCCACCAGCGCAGCCGGAUCCGUGCCACAAACCUCUCACUGGCAAGUGACCACGGAACCGGCCUUCGUCACAAAACAGAAACCGUCAUCGGCGUCGUCCUCAUUCUCGUCGUCCUUGUCAACAUCGUUCUCUUCAUCUCUGUCGUCAUCGUCGUCGUCGUCGUCUUCGUCAACCAAACCGAUAACCGCGAUUACCGUGCCGGAGACCGUACGAAUACCGUCUUUAGGUACGAGUUCUCAUUUCUGGUCGAACAGCUGGACACCACCUAGGCCGUCCUUAAAACCACAUUGGACCGACAGUCCCAGCCUCCUUCAGAAUGGCCCGGAAAACUUUCCACGACCGAGCCUAAAGCCGACCGAGUCACAUAGCACCGAAUAUCAGAAGCCCUUGGGCUCGGCGCACUACAUAACGACGUCCCACUUGGAGACUUCAACUAGGCCGCGGCCCACGAAGAAAACCACAAUGCAGAGCACGACGCCGUCCACAUUGAUGUCCUCCGUCAGCGAUACAACCAGUCUAACGACCGCAACAAUGACAACUACUAGCAGCACGACCAGCGCGAGCAGCACGAGUGCCACGAGCGUCGCUGCGACGCAAGGAUCGUCGACCACCGAGGUGGCGAGCGAGAAGGCGACGGGUUCGGUGAUGACGGUCGCGGCCGCUGACGAGAGCAAGAACAUGCAGUGCGGCGUGCCGCCGCUAUUCCCGCGGCCGGAAACGAGGAUCGUCGGCGGCAAGGACGCGUCGUUCGGCCGGUGGCCCUGGCAGGUAUCCGUACGUAGGACCUCCUUCUUCGGCUUCUCGAGUACUCACCGCUGCGGCGGGGCGGUACUCAACGAGAAUUGGAUCGCCACCGCGGGCCAUUGCGUCGACGAUUUGCUGACGUCGCAAAUCCGGAUACGAGUCGGCGAGUACGACUUCUCGUCGGUACAAGAGCGGCUGCCCUACGUGGAGCGCGGCGUCGCCAAGAAAGUUGUGCAUCCCAAGUACAACUUCUUCACGUACGAGUACGACCUCGCGCUGGUGCGACUCGAGAGUUCCUUGACGUUCGCCGCGCACAUCUCGCCCAUCUGCCUGCCGGCCACGGACGACCUCCUGAUAGGAGAGAACGCGACGGUCACCGGCUGGGGAAGGUUGAGCGAGGGUGGAACGUUGCCCUCGGUGUUGCAGGAAGUAUCCGUGCCGAUAAUCAGCAAUGACAUGUGCAAGUCGAUGUUCCUGAAGGCCGGUAGACACGAGUUCAUACCGGAUAUUUUCCUAUGUGCCGGUUACGAGACCGGCGGGCAGGAUUCGUGUCAGGGCGAUUCCGGGGGGCCUCUCCAGGUUCGCGGAAAGGACGGCAGGUACUUCCUCGCUGGUAUCAUAUCCUGGGGCAUCGGUUGCGCGGAAGCCAAUUUGCCGGGCGUCUGCACGCGGAUAUCCAAGUUCGUACCAUGGAUCUUGAAGAAUGUUGCCUGAUUGACUUGACGAACAC
Messenger RNA from Temnothorax curvispinosus, 3612 nucleotides. Its product is annotated as serine proteinase stubble-like. NCBI's taxonomy places the organism in Eukaryota, Metazoa, Arthropoda, Insecta, Hymenoptera, Formicidae. Gene Ontology annotation, molecular function: serine-type endopeptidase activity. The record is from RefSeq and is a predicted model, not a curated record. The transcript is spliced from 9 exons. Gene Ontology annotation, biological process: proteolysis. The coding region runs from base 912 to 3596 and encodes 894 amino acids.